Eucalyptus grandis is the source of this 1588-nucleotide messenger RNA. Its product is annotated as proline iminopeptidase. Bases 37 to 1224 code for a protein of 395 amino acids. Gene Ontology annotation, cellular component: cytoplasm. The record is from RefSeq and is a predicted model, not a curated record. Lineage: Eukaryota; Viridiplantae; Streptophyta; Magnoliopsida; Myrtales; Myrtaceae. The transcript is spliced from 11 exons. Gene Ontology annotation, molecular function: aminopeptidase activity. Gene Ontology annotation, biological process: proteolysis.
AUAGCAAUAAAAAUCGCAACUUUAAAAAAAAAAACCAUGAACUCGUCGGGGCUUCUAUUUCGCAUUCCGAAUCUCUCCCUCUCCAAUCGACUCCCCUGCCUUCGACUCCUCUCUCUCCACUCCUCUGCCAUUCCCAAUCGCACUCGCAAUCUCGUCCUCUCAGGAAGGAGGAGCUUCGGCCUGCGCGUUCGGAGUUCGAGUCUCGCCGCCGAGACCAUGUCGAGCGGACCCACUGAAUCGCCAAAGGAAGCGACGGAGGUGAACCGGGAGCUUUAUUCUCCUAUAGAGCCGUAUAGCUCGGGGUUCUUGAAGGUUUCCGAUAUUCACGGCCUCUAUUGGGAGCAAUCCGGAAACCCCAGUGGAUAUCCAGUUGUUUUUCUCCAUGGAGGUCCGGGAGGGGGCACGGCCCCCAGCAACCGUAGGUUCUUUGACCCUGAAUUUUAUCGGAUAAUCCUUUUUGACCAGAGAGGUGCAGGAAAAAGUACACCCCAUGCUUGCUUGGAAGAAAACACCACAUGGGAUCUUAUUGCAGACAUCGAAAAGCUAAGGGAACAUUUAGAAAUUCCAGAAUGGCAGGUAUUUGGUGGGUCAUGGGGAAGUACUCUUGCCCUUGCGUACAGCCAAUCGCACCCUGAGAAGGUUACCGGAUUGGUACUUAGGGGGAUCUUUCUGUUGCGGAAGAAAGAGAUUGAUUGGUUUUACGAAGGUGGUGCAUCUGCCAUAUACCCAGACGCCUGGGAACCAUUUAGAGAUCUUAUUCCAGCGGACGAGAGGCAGUGUUUCCUCAGUGCCUAUAGUAAGCGAUUGAAUUCUGAUGAUUUGGAAACACAGUAUGCAGCAGCGAGAGCAUGGACAAAAUGGGAAAUGAUGACUGCACAUCUACUUCCAAAUGAGGAGAAUAUAAAGAAAGGGGAUGAUGAUUAUUUUUCACUGGCAUUUGCAAGGAUUGAGAACCAUUAUUUUAUGAAUAAGGGGUUCUUUCCUUCUGAUUCAUUCCUGCUGGAUAAUGUUGAUAAGAUAAGGCAUAUCAACACAGUAAUUGUGCAGGGAAGAUAUGAUGUUUGCUGCCCUAUGAUGUCUGCUUGGGAUCUUCAUAAAGCAUGGCCAGAGGCAGAUUUUAGGGUGAUUCCAAAUGCGGGACAUUCUGCUAAUGAACCUGGCAUAGCUGCUGAGCUUGUGGCUGCAAAUGAGAAGCUCAAGAAUAUUGUGAAGAACCAAGGAUAGUGAAUUUGGUGUAAGAUGCACUCGACAGGGUAUAUGCAAUUUUCUCACCUACCUCACUGAAACAAUCUUGAUGUUGAUGCAUCCAGAAAUGGAUGGUGGUUGCAAAUAAAUUGAAAAUGGUUUGGUGCAAUGGCUUGCAGACUUUGAACAUGCUUCCUUGUCUUUGACAAUAUAUGCUCUCAUAUGUGCCAAAUGCCCACCAAAGCCUGAUUUAUUUUGUACAUGUAAUUUAAAAUUGUUUGUUGACUUGGAAUGUCAAGGAUAUGCUCAAUUUGCUAGAAAAUAAGCAGUGGAGAAACUUGAACGUGAUGGUUACAAAGUUAUUUGCAAAGAGGUCUGUGGAGUGUUUGCUGCACAAAUAGUA